Messenger RNA from Paramuricea clavata, 174 nucleotides. The record is from the annotation of a GenBank genome assembly. NCBI's taxonomy places the organism in Eukaryota, Metazoa, Cnidaria, Anthozoa, Malacalcyonacea, Plexauridae.
AUGCCCUUGACUCGAACGCAAGCUGCUCAGGAAGAAACAAACGGCAAUGCAGAAGAACAACAGCACAAAGAACAACAGUAUAAAGAACCGGAGCUCGAACAAGUUCGCUCGCCGUUCGAAACUGCAGAGUUGUUGACUACAGUACAAGAUUACAAGAACAACGAGACCUUUUAA